Messenger RNA from Cornus florida, 1202 nucleotides. RefSeq names its product protein SULFUR DEFICIENCY-INDUCED 1-like. The transcript is spliced from 4 exons. Gene Ontology annotation, molecular function: protein binding. NCBI's taxonomy places the organism in Eukaryota, Viridiplantae, Streptophyta, Magnoliopsida, Cornales, Cornaceae. The coding region runs from base 220 to 1110 and encodes 296 amino acids. The record is from RefSeq and is a predicted model, not a curated record.
UGUAUGUCCAGAUUCAGUUUUUCCACUCUCUCAUUCUAUAUAUUAGCCCCAUUCUCCGUGUCUCUCUUCCACCCUCAAUUCGUGGUAAUCCACCUAUAGAUAUAACUUCUCACUGCAGCCUAUUGUUAUUCUGAACAAAGUGUAAAGAGAGAAGAGAAAGUGUAGAGAGAGAAAAAGUGCACACAGAGAGAGAGAGAGAGAGAGAAAGAGAGAGAGAGAAUGGAAGGAAUUAGUUCAAUGAAGAGUUCUAGGAAAAAGGAAAAAGAUCUAUUUCACGUAAUUCACAAAGUUCCUUCUGGCGAUGGUCCUUAUGUUCGAGCUAAACAUGCUCAGCUAGUUCAGAAGGAUCCAGAAGCAGCAAUAGUACUGUUUUGGAAGGCUAUAAAUGCGGGAGAUAGAGUGGAUAGUGCCCUAAAGGACAUGGCAGUUGUAAUGAAGCAAUUGGAUAGAACUGAAGAGGCCAUUGAAGCCAUCAAGUCUUUUAGGGUUCUUUGUUCCAAACAAGCCCAGGAAUCACUUGAUAAUGUCCUCAUCGACUUAUACAAGAAAUGCGGCAAAGUAGAUGAACAAAUAGCAUUGCUAAAGCAGAAGCUUAGGUUGAUCUACCAAGGAGAGGUCUUCAAUGGAAAACCCACAAAAACUGCACGCUCUCAUGGCAAGAAGUUUCAAGUUUCCGUCAAACAAGAAACUUCACGAAUAUUGGGGAAUUUGGGCUGGGCCUAUAUGCAAAAAACGAACUACAUGGCCGCGGAGGUGGUGUACCGGAAAGCCCAAAUGAUCGACCCAGAUGCCAACAAGGCUUGUAACUUGGGCCUGUGUCUGAUAAAGCAAGCCCGGUAUGACGAGGGCCGAUCAGUUCUUGAAGAUGUAUUGCAAGGUAGACUUCCAGGUUCUGAUGAUUUGAAAUCCAGAAUUCGGGCAGAGGAAUUGUUACUAGAAGUUGAAUCCCGGCAGCCUCCGAAUGAAGUGUCAAAUUUUAUCGGGCUUAAUCUUGAAGAUGAUUUUGUUGAUGGGCUUGAAAAGCUGAUGAGUGUAUGGGCCCCAUUGAGAUCCAAAAGGCUUCCAAUUUUUGAAGAGCUCUCUCCAUUUAGAGAUCAGUUGGCCUGUUAGAGUUUUGAAUUUUUUUCUUUGUAAAAAUAAAUAAUAUAGUAUGUAAAAUGCUUGUAGUAUAAAAAUAUAUUAGGUUGGUUUUUUUUUUUCUU